AUGGUAGUCACUACCAUCUAUGUGACCAGACAUGGAUUCCGUGGUAAUUGGACAGUAGACCCUAAAACCGGGAAAUAUUAUAACACCGUUCCAAGUCCCACCAAUAUCCCCUCGGACCCACCCCUGGCUGCUUAUGGCGCACGUCAAGCCGAACAGCUAGCGACUGCUCUCUCAGCCAUCAGAGAUCCUCCAAUUACCCGUGUAUACAGUAGCCCAUUCUAUAGGUGUAUGCAAACGUUACAACCGUUUGUUGAGAAGAGCGGGCUGGAGGUGAGGGGUGAUAAUGGCAUAGGUGAAUGGUACGGCCUAGCGCGAUUCACCCACCCCUCGCCCGCCUCCCCGUCACUCCUACGAACCUUCUUCCAAUCAUACAAUUCCGAGUACAAACCCAGCAUAAUACCCGCUUCAUCCGGCGAAAGCAUACCUAUCCUCCAUGAUCGCUGCGCGUAUGCUCUGACCUACAUCAUCUCCAAUGCAGAUAUCGAAGACGCUGCUUCCUCAGAAGGGCAUGAAAACGAGACAUCCAUUCUUAUCUGCACUCACGCGGCCUCCAUGAUAGCCAUUGGCCGUACUUUGACGGGCCAUAUGCCCGAUGAUGUAUGCGUGGAAGACUUCAAGACCUACACAUGCGGUAUCUCGAAGUUUGUACGCAAGAAUAUACCCCUGGAUGGGGGCUAUGAGAAAUUGGAGAAAUGGGAAGCGGGGAUGGAGGUGCCAAAGACGAAUUGGAGAGCUGAAGGCGUGGCUGGGGGAUGGGGUUGUGCGGUGAAUAGUAAUUGUGAACAUUUGGAAGGCGGAGAAGAGAAAGGAUGGGGAUUCAAAGAUGCUCAGACGUUUUGA
This is a messenger RNA of Letharia lupina, 840 nucleotides long. RefSeq lists its product as uncharacterized. Lineage: Eukaryota; Fungi; Ascomycota; Lecanoromycetes; Lecanorales; Parmeliaceae. The transcript has 6 exons. The coding region runs from base 1 to 840 and encodes 279 amino acids. The record is from RefSeq and is a predicted model, not a curated record.